AUAAUAGCGCUCGCUCCUUGCUCUCUUUAUUCUCCAGUGUUUUGUGCUGAGUUUUUUUUUUCAGAUCUGACGAUUAAUACAUCCUUGUAUUGAGCCAAGAUUUUAUUGCAUUCAGAAUUUGAUCCAAACCGUAAUCUGGAUACAACUUUGAAAAACGUGUCGCCAUGAUCGGCAGUCCGGCCGUGGUCAGCGCGCGACUGUCGCCGAGCCCGUCGCCGUGUCCGUCGCCCGUGCUGCGGCGGCGACAGUCCGCCGCCAGCCGAAACGUCGCCGCGGACCCGGGGUCGCACUGCGGCUCCACCGGCCAGGGCCGCUUCGAGCACUUCCCGGCCGACGACCCCGCGCAGCAGGCUGCCGGCGAGCGGGUGCGUCGAAAGCUGCAGUUCUUCUUCAUGAACCCGAUCGAGAAAUACCGCGCUCGGAAGAAGCUGCCAUUCAAGCUGAGCCUUCAGAUAUUCAAAGUGGUGCUGAUCACUAUCCAGCUAAGCUUGUUUGCCACAAGCCGGCUUGCCCAUGUCAGCUUUCUGGAGAACACCCAGUUCUCGCUGGAUCACCUCUUCAUCCUGGGCUGGGAUGUGACGCGUGAGGUGAACGUCUACCCUCCCGGCGCCGGACCGCUGGCCGUCUACUCGCAACAGAGCUACUUCGAGACGCUCGACUUCGCUGUGAAUGCCUACCACGACCUGGACAACCUGACGGUGAGCGGGAUCGGCUACACGGACGACACAGUGCCGCCGGUACGCCUCUGUCUGAAUGGGUAUCGUCGCGCUCGUGUCUUCCCAGCCAAUCUGUCGUACGCUUUCGACGCGCAUGUGCGCCAGCGUUGUUUGGAUCUGAGGCCAACCCCUGUAGAAAUACAAAACCACAAUUUCUCCACGCGUGCUUUCCUUGGUAAGCACGACUUCAAUGUGUCCUUUGUCGCCCUGACGCGCACCACGCUGUCGUUCGCGCUGAACGCCGUGCGCCUGAAGGAGAUGAUUCCGGCCAACGAGCCGGACUGCUACCGGCUCCAGGCGGCGUUGGUGCUCGAGAACGGCGGUCAGGACGGCAGGAUGCUGGUCAGGAUGAAUGUAGAGUCGCACCUGAAGCCGUGCAACGGCAACCUGGAAACCAGCGGCGGCGGCGCCCCGCUGAAGGUGUUCUUCACGAUCAUCAGCUCUCUGGUCAUUGUGGUCUGUAUUUCUUCUUUCGCUAUGUGCAUGCGUUCCAUGUAUCGAGCACAGCUGCUACGAAUCGAGACCGUGUCUCUGUUGCACGAACAUUUUGAAUACGACCUGACCUACGAGGAACAGUUGCGCUUCCUCAAUCUUUGGUACGUCCUCAUCAUCAUCAACGACGGACUGAUUGUUUUCGCGUCUCUCAUCCAUAUCCAGCUGGAUAUAGACUUGAUCCCGUCUCCUAUUGGUGUCGAGACCUGGAACUUGUGUGCCGUGGUGCUGGGGGCCGGCAACCUCCUCGUCUGGGUAGGCAUGCUGCGCUACUUCAGCUUCUUUAAAUCCUACAACGUCCUGAUCCUGACAGUGAAGAGCGCCAUGCCGAGCGUGCUGCGAUUCUCGGUGUGUGCAACUAUUUCCUAUGCCGGCUUUGUCUUCUGUGGCUGGCUCGUUCUGGCGCCAUAUCAUCUCAAGUUCCGCACCAUUAGCAAGACUUCCGAGACGCUAUUCUCGCUGAUGAAUGGGGAUGACAUGUUCGCGACCUUUGCUCAGGUUUGGCCUCGGUCCAGCAUGAUUUAUUGGUUCUCAAAGCUUUACAUCUACGUAUUCAUUUUCUUCUUCAUCUACGUCGUCAUCAGUCUUAUGAUUUCGAUCAUCAUGGACUCGUACGAGACCAUCAAGGCCUUCUACCGCGACGGGUUCCCGAUGUCGCCGCUGGACGAGUUUCUGGCGGUGCGCCGCUCGGCUCCCGAGACGGGCGUGUACCGCGAGGACGAGGACGACUGCUCGCUGCGCCAGCUGUGCUGCUGCGUCCGCCGGCGCGGCGACGCCGACCGACAGCCCAUCAUCGCUGCGGUGGACGACAACGGCGUCACGGCGGAGCCGCCGCUGCUCCGGACGCCGCAGGAUCACGACGCUGGCGACAUUACCGUGUGAGAACUGUGACGCACCAGCUCCGACUGAGGUCUGGCUGAGACAGCCAGCGCCCGUCGGUUCAGUGAGGUACGAGAGCUUUCAGCACAAGCGUCAGAGGACAUCGCGUGACAGGCACGUGACGAUGCCUUGUUGCCAAAGAGGUGUGACCUGAGCAUAAAGUGUUUAUUAUCCCAACGCUUUUACCCAUCGUGUGCGUGGUUGGCUGUUUCUUGUAAUCGAUGUGUACGAUAAGUUAUAACUCAGACUUACUUUACCUGUAUUUUACAUGCGUACCUGUAUUCCUAAAAUACGUGAUUUGGGCUUAUGUACGUGAACGUGUUCUUUUGAAGAUUAAUGAUGUUCCUUUUUCAUACAUCGUUUUCUUUUAGAAUUAGACAACGGUAAUUUGUUUUACAUUCAGCAAUUUUCGUUGAAAAAUUUCUAUUUUUGGAAGCGGAUGGAUGACUAAAUGUUCGCUGCUUUUUAAAAAAAUAAUUUAGGCUCAGAUUGAAGUUCAUGCCUUUUGCCAUUUUAAAACUUUUUAAUGGUUUAUAUUCCGUUAUAUUUGACGCUAGCAGACGCCAGGCCAUGUCCUGUGAAACACUCAGCGGUGUAUGUUCGCCAGCCUGACGACUUCACGUAUUGGCUGUGUCAUGUGUGCCCGGUACUUGGUAGACCAGAUACCGCUUCACCUCCGAGAUAGUCAAGAUCCAUCACCCAGGGAGUUGCGCUCUGCAGAGCUGGGCAAGUGCGUUCCUUUAGUGCGCUCCUGCGUUCUUCCGUACGUACGCACCGCCCUUUUUAGGAACGCAAGAACGCAGGAACGCAAAGUUUUUCAAAGGAACGCAAGUAAGAGGAACGCACCACCCGAAAUUUUGAAGCGUUCCUGCGUUCUUGCGGAACCACCCGAAAAAAUCAUAUUGCUGCCAAAGACCUCUGUGUCAAAUGUUUGAAUCUCGAGUACGUGUGUUUGCCGGUAGAGGCGCCACUUGUCGGUCGAAUCGAGGAAGGCUUGUUUAGAUUUAGUGGUGAUGUUCACUAUUCGAUUCGGUUUCAGGCAUCAAAUGUGUAAUGGAAAUAUGAUAACUUUUACUUAGAUACAUCUUUCAACUUAACUAUUGUUUUUAAGCAGGUCGUAUUUUUGUUGAAAACCCUACGGAUGAUAUUGGUAAAACGUAUUUCAGAUAUUCGAUUCGGAAAAGAGAUGUCGAGUUGCUUUUCGGCCCCGCGUCGCCAUUCUGGGUAUUCUGUGAUCGAUUCGCCCCGUGUUUGGUUGGGCCCGCGCCGCGUGGUUCGGCGGUAUUUCUUUGUCCACGACUUCGGUUGUGAAGAACACGCCUGUAGUGUUGGACUGGCGCGAUUUGCCUACUUUGUCCGCUACAGUGUUGCGUUGCACUGAUUUUGGUAUGAUUUGCUGCUUGGUAGAGCCAGAAUACAAUACGGGUUAACAGUUUGGGACGCAGGAACGCAGGAACGCUAACGCACCGAGCGAAAAAAAUUGAGGAACGCUAUUCCAGGAACGCACUAACCGCGGCCGGGGGAACGCAGGAACGCUAACGCACUACCGAAAAUCGAGGAACGCGCCCAGCUCUGGCGCUCUGUAACGUAGGACGUAUGUUCAAGGUUAAUCGACCAUUUGCGGUGCAUGUCUUUCCGGUAGUAAAACUCUGAGUUGUGUCUCAAAUCUGUAUGUUCACUGCCGAUGCACUCAAAUACUGAUGCCGGCAGAAUCGGGUAUUAUUUCAUUUUGAUUAAUUCUCAUCAUCGGGAACACUAUGCUGUGGGUAUGGUGGAUAUGGUAUGGUGGAUAUGGUAGAAUAGAUAAUUGUCACUCGUGUGCUUUGUGUUGGAACCCGGAAGAUGUGUGGCGUCUAUGCAUGCUAUGUUCCAAUAUACCCAGAAUCAUC
Messenger RNA from Amphibalanus amphitrite, 3976 nucleotides. RefSeq names its product mucolipin-3-like. Bases 165 to 2090 code for a protein of 641 amino acids. The transcript has 2 exons. Gene Ontology annotation, molecular function: NAADP-sensitive calcium-release channel activity. The record is from RefSeq and is a predicted model, not a curated record. Gene Ontology annotation, cellular component: plasma membrane; lysosomal membrane. NCBI's taxonomy places the organism in Eukaryota, Metazoa, Arthropoda, Thecostraca, Balanomorpha, Balanidae.